This is a messenger RNA of Erigeron canadensis, 642 nucleotides long. RefSeq lists its product as uncharacterized. Gene Ontology annotation, cellular component: plasma membrane. The coding region runs from base 1 to 642 and encodes 213 amino acids. Lineage: Eukaryota; Viridiplantae; Streptophyta; Magnoliopsida; Asterales; Asteraceae. The record is from RefSeq and is a predicted model, not a curated record. The transcript is spliced from 2 exons.
AUGACAUCCAACACUAACACCUACCGUUCAUCCUCCGCGGCGUCUCUUAAAGGUUGUUGUUGUUGUAUCGUCCUCUUAUUUUCGUUCCUCGCCCUCCUCUCACUCGCAAUCAUUUUAAUAAUAGUCCUAGCAAUAAAACCAAAAAAACCACAAUUUGACCUCCAACAAGUAACAGUUCAAUAUAUAAAUUUUGUGAGUACACCAACUAACACAUUUGAUCCUUUGUCAAACACUGAAUCAAUAUCUUUAGUACUACAAAUGUUGUUUACCGUGAAAAAUGAUAAUAUAGCUGGAAUCAAGUAUAGAGAUUCCAGCUUUACUAUCAUGUAUCGUGGUGUACCAUUAGGUAGAGGGGUUGUACCAGGUUUUUAUCAAGAUGCACAUAGUGUAAAACAUGUUAAAACGACGAUUAAUGUGGAUCGUGUUAACUUGUUGCAAUCCGAUGCUGAUGAUUUGGUUAAAGAUGUUUCAGUUAAUGAUCGAGUUGAGCUUCGAGUUUUGGGUGAUGUGAAUGCUAAGAUCCGGAUUAUUGGGAUUACUUCGCCUAGUGUGCAGGUAUCAUUAGAUUGUUCGAUAGUCAUAAGUCCAAGUAAGCAAUCUCUCGUUUCGAAGCAAUGUGGAUUCGAUGGGUUGCAAGUUUGA